This is a messenger RNA of Rhipicephalus sanguineus (brown dog tick), 1818 nucleotides long. Its product is annotated as telomere-associated protein RIF1-like. The coding region runs from base 12 to 1016 and encodes 334 amino acids. Gene Ontology annotation, biological process: telomere maintenance. Gene Ontology annotation, cellular component: nucleus. Lineage: Eukaryota; Metazoa; Arthropoda; Arachnida; Ixodida; Ixodidae. The transcript has 6 exons. The record is from RefSeq and is a predicted model, not a curated record.
AGCCUCUUUGGAUGGCCCUGUGUGGCGCUCUGUCCUCCCAGUGCACAUCAGGUCCGAGGGAUGACUCCUUGCUGUGUGCCUUGACUCCUCUGCUCGAGGUGGCCCUGGGAUAUUCACGGGGUCAGGUGCAUGACCGUGCUGUCCACCUGUGGCAGUCGCUGUUUGCCCACUCUCCUGGUCUCCAUGUGCAGCCCAGGCUCAGGGAACUACUGCGCAAGGUGAAGCCUUCCCUGGUGCCUUACGUGGAGCCUGAAGGCUCAGAGAUCUGCGAGCCAGCUUCUUUUUCCCAGGAUUCUCUGGUGCCAGAUGCUUGUCUUCCAACAACGCCACAAAAGAAAGAAGCCCUCUCGUUCAGCCCACUGCUUUCGUCCAAGAAACGCUUGACACCUCCUUCGGGCAGCUCUACGACGCGCCCCACUGUUGUACGACUUCGGACGCCCCAGAAGGCCAUGCAGUCUCCUCGCAAGAGACGCUCACUCUACGACUUCCGGGCUGAGGAGUUCGUGAAGGUGGUCUCCCCCAUCAAAAAGAAGCAGGUUCUGACGGAGCACCAGAAAGAGGUCCGCAAGGAACGCAGGUCCUUGCCAGCCCUCUAUAGCAACCUGUCCCAGAGUGGCCUAGACAGCCAAGAUUCAGAGACUCCACAGGAAUCCGAGGAGAUGGACGAUGAGCCUUUCACCAGUGAAAAGAACCAAACUUUGGAAUCCAUGCCUGUGAUCGUGCUUGAUUCGGACAGCGACGAAAAUGGAAUGCCGCCAGAAGAUCCACCCGGCCAGGAAGUGUGCUGCACUCCUCCAUUGCAGAAUCUCCAUGCACCAAGCAUGGCUAAAGGCGAUGUAGUGCCUGAGACCCAACAGACCUCUGUGGAGACUCCAAAGGCAAGCAAGCAUUUAGAAACUCUGAUCCUAACAACCGAUCAAAGGGGGUUCUAUAAACGUGCACAGGCAUGCAUACAGUACCAUGAAGGAAUGAAAUCCCCUCCCUGUAUUACAAUCAAGGGACCAUUUCUCCCAUAAUUUAGCACCACCUUAAGCAGUGCUUGAAACCAUUUCUUCUGGUUUUUAUGUGAAAUCUUUAGUGCCUUGUUGUUUGCACAGCGUUCUUCAUCAAAGUGUAACUUCAGGUGUGCAUUUCUUCUCUUCGAUGUAUUUACUGUGGUAAGACAAGCAUUUAGUUUUCUGUAACCAUGUUGGAGACUGCAUCCCUGUCAUUUUCUGUUCUUUUUUUCUUGCAUUUCCACACUAUUGCCUCUCCUGCAUAAACCAGCAUAUUGGCCUGCAUCAUGAAUAAAUAACUAAAUAAAUAAAAUGCUCGUGUAAUGGCUGCACGUUUUUCCCCCAAGAUUUAGGGUAAAAAAGCGGAGUGGUAUAUGGCUAGAAGACGGGAAAGACACCGCUUUUCUUUUGCAAAUAUUUUUGGUAGUAAACAGCAAAAAAAAAAAAAAAAGAACCAGCAUAGAACUCCUCAUUGGUGGCUGAGUUAAGUCAAAGGACUUUGGCAAUAUUGAAAGUGGUCCCUCAUUUUUAGCAGAAAGCGAAGCCAAACUUAGCUAAUUUAGUGGUGACAAGACUGGCUAGGGCUACGAAAAGAGCUAACUAGUCGGCAAAGGCAGCCUCUUGCAAUGUUAUUGCGUGAUACAAGUUGUAGCACUUUAGUUGCUCCUGGUACUGACGCGAAAAUUUUCUGUUGUCGUUUUGUUUCAAAUGAAAGGCCAAGCCCUCACAACCUGGAAAAUGUACUUGUGUGAGUGUUCCCUGAAAAAUUAAUUACAUGUUUUAAAAGCUAGUUUUGGUUCCUACUGUACACGGAUGUCACGAC